CCACUCGUCUGGCUCAUCAUCAUCCUCCACUUCUUCGACGGGGGGAUUCUUUCUCUCGUCCUUGUUUGUCAUUGUUCUGUCGCUGUUCCUUGACCCGAGAGUUGUAGUUGCAGAGAGAAACUUCCGAGAUCCGAAGUUGCACGGUUGAACCGUUCCUCCGCCAUGGCGACAACCCCCAACCUGACCGGUAAAAAGGUCAACGUUCUUGUUUAUUCUGGAAAUGGCACUACCGUCGAGUCUGUCCGCCACUGCCUUUACUCCCUCCGCCGCCUCCUGGCCCCUCACUACGCCGUGAUCCCCGUCACUGCCGACAUGCUCCUCCACGAACCUUGGACCCUGACCUGCGCAUGCCUAGUUUUUCCCGGCGGUGCCGAUAUGGGCUACUGUCGUGCCCUCAACGGCGCCGGGAAUCGUCGCAUCGAGCAAUUCGUCAAGCGUGGGGGUACCUAUCUUGGUUUCUGUGCGGGGGGCUACUAUGGCUGCGGACGGUGUGAGUUUGAGGUCGGCGAUAAGACUCUGCAAGUGAUUGGUGAGCGCGAAUUGGCCUUUUUCCCCGGCACCUGUCGCGGCGGUGCAUUCCCCGGCUUUGUCUAUCAUAGUGAGGCCGGGGCCCGCGCUGCGGAGGUGAAGGUGUGCAAGGAUGCUUUAAGUGCGGGCAUUGUCCCGGAUCAGUUCCGCUGCUAUUACAACGGUGGCGGUGUGUUUGUUGAUGCAGCGCGAUACGCCGAGAAGGGCGUAGAGGUGCUGGCUAGUUACUCAGAGGAGGUCAAUGUUGACCCUGGUGAGGGCGGUGCCGCUGCCGUCGUCUACUGCCGCGUGGGUGAGGGAGCGGCCAUUCUCACAAGUCCGCAUCCAGAGUUUGCAGCGGUCAACCUGGACAAGAAGAAUGGGGGCACGGAUUAUGCCAAGGUGGUCGACGCGCUGGCGGCGGACGAUACUGGACGGACUGAUUUCCUCAAAGCGUGUCUGGUGAAACUGGGCUUACAGGUGAGCCAGACAACGACGACCGUACCAUCACUCUCGUCGCUGCACCUGUCAGCGCUGGAGCCUACGGACACAGCCAACCUCGUAGCCUCGUGGAGUGAGCAUAUCAUCAAGGAUUGCGAUAAGGAAGUUCUCAAGGAUGAGAACGACACAUUCCGCAUCGAACGUCCCGGGACUUGGAACCUGGGUGAGCUGGAGGCCUCGCUCCCCACCCAGCCGGAAACGCCGACGGAGACGCCGACGGAAGGUAUUGUGGAUUACAACGCGAUCGUCAAGCGGCUGGUGGUGCAUGACGAUGUACCCUCAUCUAAGCUGACGCCGUAUUUCAACCACCAUGCUUUCUAUUCGCACCUGCGUCAGUACCAGGCGCAGUCCCGCGAGGGCGCCUCUGAAUUUGGUGCCAAUCUGGUAUACGGAGAAGUAGUCACCAGCACGAAUACCAUCUUGGAAAAAAACCCGAAACUGCUGCGCACACUGCCCACAGGAUUCACUGCUACGGCCACAACACAGGUUGCCGGUCGGGGUCGGGGCUCCAAUGUCUGGGUGUCGCCUGCAGGGGCAUUGAUCUUCUCGACGGUCCUGCGACACCCAAUGGAGAAGAUUCAAUCCGCCCCGGUGGUGUUCAUUCAGUACUUGGCCGCGAUGGCGGUGGUGCAGGGCAUCAAGCGCUACGACGAAGGCUACGACGCCAUGCCAGUCAAGAUGAAGUGGCCUAAUGACGUGUAUGCGCUGGACCCGGAGCACCCCGAAAAACAGCAAUACUCGAAGAUUUGCGGUAUCUUGGUGAACUCGCACUACUGCGCCAACGAGUACAUCUCGGUGGUGGGAAUCGGGGUGAAUGCGACCAAUGCAUCCCCAACCACAUCGCUGACCGCGUUGGCGAAGCGGUUCUUGGGUCCAAAGGCGGCCCCGAUAACCUUGGAGAAGCUGCUGGCGCGGAUUUUAACCGUGUUUGAGGAGCUGUACGAGCGAUUCCUGCGAACGGGCUUCGACCGGCAGUUUGAGGAUCAGUACUACGCAGACUGGCUGCAUAUGCACCAGGUGGUGACCCUAGAGGAGGCUGGAGGUGCACGCGCUCGCAUCCAAGGCAUAACUCGGGACUACGGACUGUUGCUGGCGCAGGAGCUGGGCUGGGAUGACCGGCCGACGGGUCGUGUGUGGCAGCUACAGAGCGACAGCAACAGUUUUGAUUUCUUCCGAGGGUUGGUGCGGCGGAAGAUUUAGUAUUGGGUAGUGGUGUUGUUGCUGAUAACGGUGACGAUGAUGUCGAUGACACGGUUGAUAGACAUGAGUAGAUACAAUAGAUGAUACACC
Aspergillus homomorphus CBS 101889 is the source of this 2298-nucleotide messenger RNA. Its product is annotated as biotin--[acetyl-CoA-carboxylase] ligase BPL1. NCBI's taxonomy places the organism in Eukaryota, Fungi, Ascomycota, Eurotiomycetes, Eurotiales, Aspergillaceae. Gene Ontology annotation, biological process: protein modification process. The transcript is spliced from 5 exons. The coding region runs from base 163 to 2208 and encodes 681 amino acids. The record is from RefSeq and is a predicted model, not a curated record. Gene Ontology annotation, cellular component: cytoplasm. Gene Ontology annotation, molecular function: biotin--[biotin carboxyl-carrier protein] ligase activity.